GUUUCUCUGGAGUCAGGUGACCUCGUGCUGCUGUGCCUAUAAACGCAGAUCAGUGUGUGUGAGUGCAGAAUACACCAGAACCGACUCCAGACUGGUGCUGAGGGACACAACACAUAUUUCCUCUCACUUAUCUAUCAACUUAUUCGGUCAGGCAGUAUGUCAAAAGGUCCAGCUGUGGGUAUUGAUUUGGGCACCACCUACUCCUGUGUGGGCAUCUUUCAGCAUGGAAAGGUGGAGAUCAUUGCCAACGACCAAGGGAACAGGACGACCCCCAGCUACGUCGCUUUCACCGACACGGAGAGACUCAUCGGAGACGCAGCCAAAAACCAAGUAGCCAUGAAUCCCAACAACACAGUGUUUGAUGCCAAGCGCCUGAUUGGUCGACGCUUUGAUGACGCGGUAGUUCAGGCUGACAUGAAACACUGGCCCUUUAAAGUCAUCAAUGAGGGCAGCAAACCCAAGGUGGAGGUGGAGUACAAAGGAGAAAUCAAGACCUUCUAUCCUGAGGAGAUCUCCUCUAUGGUCCUCACCAAGAUGAAGGAAAUUUCUGAGGCCUAUUUGGGCAAGGCUGUGACAAACGCAGUCAUCACAGUGCCUGCUUACUUCAAUGACUCUCAACGGCAAGCCACCAAAGAUGCUGGAACCAUUUCAGGCCUUAAUGUGCUUCGGAUAAUCAACGAACCAACGGCAGCUGCUAUCGCAUAUGGGCUGGACAAAAAGGUUGGUAGUGAACGCAAUGUUCUGAUCUUUGACCUGGGUGGUGGCACCUUCGAUGUGUCCAUCCUGACUAUUGAGGAUGGCAUUUUUGAAGUCAAGGCGACUGCCGGUGACACGCACUUGGGCGGUGAAGACUUUGACAACCGAAUGGUCAACCACUUUAUUGGCGAGUUCAAGCGCAAGUUUAAAAAGGACAUAACCAGCAACAAACGCGCAGUCCGUCGCCUGCGAACGGCAUGCGAGCGGGCCAAGCGUACCCUCUCCUCCAGCACGCAGGCUAGCAUUGAGAUCGACUCUCUCUAUGAAGGUUCCGACUUCUACACUUCCAUCACCAGAGCACGUUUUGAGGAGCUCAACGCCGACCUCUUCCGUGGAACCCUGGAGCCGGUGGAAAAGGCCCUGCGGGAUGCCAAGAUGGACAAGGCGCAGAUCCACGACCUAGUGCUGGUUGGCGGUUCCACUCGCAUUCCCAAAAUUCAGAAGCUGCUGCAGGACCUCUUCAACGGCCGGGAUCUUAACAAGAGCAUCAACCCUGAUGAAGCAGUUGCCUAUGGAGCUGCGGUGCAGGCAGCCAUCUUAGCGGGAGAUAAAUCAGAGAAUGUCCAAGACCUGUUGCUACUGGAUGUUACUCCUCUCUCUCUGGGCAUUGAGACAGCUGGUGGUGUCAUGACUGUGUUAAUCAAGAGGAACACCACCAUUCCUACUAAACAAACCCAGACAUUCACCACCUACUCAGAUAACCAGCCCGGUGUACUGAUCCAGGUAUAUGAAGGAGAGAGAGCCAUGACAAAGGACAACAACCUUCUUGGCAAAUUUGAGUUAACAGGGAUCCCUCCUGCCCCUCGUGGUGUGCCGCAGAUUGAAGUUACUUUCGACAUUGACGCCAAUGGCAUCCUCAAUGUUUCUGCAGUGGACAAAAGCACUGGCAAGGAGAACAAGAUCACAAUCACCAAUGACAAAGGUCGUUUGAGCAAGGAAGACAUAGAGCGUAUGGUACAGGAAGCUGACAAGUAUCGUGCAGAGGACGAAAUUCAGAAGGAGAAGGUCACGGCCAAGAACACUUUGGAAUCGCUGGCCUUCAACAUGAAGAGCACUGUGGAGGAUGAAAAGCUAAAGGACAAGAUCAGCGCGGAUGACAAGAAAAUCAUCAUUGACAAAUGCAAUGAGGUCAUUUCUUGGCUGGACAGAAACCAGACUGCAGAAAAGGAUGAGUAUGAACAUCAACAGAAAGAGCUGGAAAAGGUCUGCAACCCCAUCAUUACCAAGCUCUAUCAGGGUACUGGUGGCAUGCCGGGUGGAAUGCCGGGGGGAAUGCCUGGAGGAUUUCCUGGAGGGGCAGGAGGUGGUGCAGGAGGGAGUGCAUCCGGUCCUACCAUUGAGGAGGUUGAUUAAUCCACAAA
Molecule: messenger RNA, 2117 nt
Organism: Misgurnus anguillicaudatus (oriental weatherfish)
Lineage: Eukaryota; Metazoa; Chordata; Actinopteri; Cypriniformes; Cobitidae
Gene: hsc70
Product: heat shock cognate 70
Molecular function (GO): ATP binding; ATP-dependent protein folding chaperone
Source: RefSeq, a predicted model, not a curated record